CAGGCAGAGAAGCAACCACACAAGUGCCAAUUUUGUAGCUUUGUAAACCACCACCAAAAUCAUAAUAUCCUCUCCAUCCACAAACCCCUUCUCUUUCACUUUCUCACUCUUUUUCUCUCUUUCCAAACACAAAACAAAACCCUUUUCACCCCUUCAAAUUCCCUAUCUUCCCAUCCCAUUUUCUCAUUAAGGUAAGCACUACUUCUGCACUUUGUUGUUAAUUAAAGAUUUCAACUUUAAUAGAAAUCUUGAAACUCUUUGUCUAAUUUACUCAAUUUACCCGAUAUGGAAUUAUAAAGGGUGUUUUUAGGUUUCUUGUUGGGUUUUGUGAAUGGGGUCCAUGGUGGUUUUAGUAGGUAGUAUGCCAUCUUUGGCUUCCCUUGUUAGUUUAGGAAGCUUGAGUGGGUCUGCAGCUACUUCUAGUUGUGUUGAAUCUUCUUCGUAUUCAGUUGUGAAGAGAGUUUCUUUAUCAAAAAGGAGUCUUAGGAGGGCUAAAAGUUGGCAUUGUGUGUGUAAAUAUUCAGUUACUGCCACUGAUUUCAUUGCUGAGCAAGGCAAUGCUGUAUCACUUGAUUCUAGUAGUAAUGGUGAUGGUAAUGAUGGUGAUAGUGAGGUUGUACUUAAACCUAGUCCAAAGCCCGUGUUAAAAUCGCCGGCUGGUUCCAAGGAUGAAACCCUUUUGAGUAUGAAUUCUGUUGGGUGGGGUUCUUCAAGGGGUAGUGGGGAUUCUGAUGAGGAAGAAGAGAGGAAUAAGGUGAUCGAGUCACUUGAUGAGGUCUUGGAGAAGGCUGGAAAGCUUGAAACUUCAAAACAAAGCCAAGCGGGUGCGAGUGCUGGUAGUAUUAGGAAAGAGAAUGGGAAUGUAAAUAAAAUGACACCAUCUAAUUCAUAUACUGAUUCAAGAAAUGUUAAUUCCACGGCUGCUACUCGUAAAGCUAAAACUUUGAGAAGUGUGUGGCGGAAAGGAGACACGGUGUCUUCAGUGCAGAGGAUUGUCAAGGAAGUUCCGAAGGCUAGUAACAAGUUUAUCAAGGAGGAACCUAAAACAGUAGAAGGGACAAAGCUAGAAUCUCAAUCACGUGUUCCACUGAAACCUCCUCAGCCACCUCUAAGACCUCAACCAAAGUUACAGGCCAAGCCAUCCGCAGCUCCUUCACCUAUCAUUAAGAAACCUGUUGUUUUGAAGGAUGUGGGGGCUGCUCCAAAGUCACCAAUAAAAGAUGAAACAGGCUCAGGUGCUGCACAAAGUAAAGGACAGCCAAUUUUGAUUGACAAAUUCGCUCGCAAGAAACCGGUUGUCGAUCCCGUAAUUGCACAGGCUGUUUUAGCUCCUACUAAACCAGGAAAGGGCCCUGCUCCUGGGAAGUACAGAGACCGAAAGAAAGGUGCUUCACCUGGAACACCAAGAAGGCGGAUGGUGGACAAUGAUGUUGAGAUUCCCGAUGAGGAGCUCAAUGUUUCUAUUCCUGGUGCAGCUACUGCGAGAAAAGGGAGGAAAUGGACCAAAGCCAGUAGGAAGGCGGCUAAGAUCCAGGCUGCCAGAGAGGCAGCUCCUGUCAAAGUAGAGAUUUUGGAGGUUGGGGAAAAAGGCAUGUCAAUCGAAGAGCUAGCCUACAACUUGACCAUGGGUGAAGGUGAAAUUCUUGGGCUUCUGUUCUCAAAGGGGAUUAAGCCUGAUGGGGUGCAAACUUUGGACAAAGAGAUGGUAAAGAUGAUAUGUAAGGAGUAUGAGGUGGAAGUCAUAGAUGCUGAUCCAGUUAGAUUUGAAGAAAUGGCAAAAAAGAACGAGAUUCUUGAUGAAGAUGAUCUGGACAAACUACAAGAGAGGCCUCCUGUGCUUACUAUAAUGGGUCAUGUAGAUCAUGGCAAGACAACCCUGUUGGAUCAUAUUCGUAAAAGCAAGGUGGCUGCCUCAGAAGCUGGUGGGAUUACACAAGGAAUCGGAGCAUAUAAAGUUAUGGUACCUGUGGAUGGCAAGUUGCAACCAUGUGUUUUCCUUGAUACUCCUGGGCAUGAGGCAUUUGGAGCAAUGAGAGCCCGUGGAGCAAGGGUGACUGACAUUGCUAUUAUUGUGGUGGCUGCUGAUGAUGGGAUUCGCCCCCAGACAAAUGAGGCCAUAGCUCAUGCCAAAGCAGCUGGAGUACCCAUUGUGAUUGCGAUAAAUAAGAUAGAUAAAGAUGGAGCUAAUCCAGAAAGAGUUAUGCAAGAGCUUUCUUCAAUUGGCCUCAUGCCGGAGGACUGGGGUGGUGAUGUCCCAAUGGUUCAGAUCAGUGCUCUCAAGGGGGAAAAUAUAGAUGAUUUGUUGGAAACUGUUAUGCUUGUUGCAGAGUUACAAGAAUUGAAGGCUAAUCCGGAUAGAAAUGCAAAGGGUACAGUUAUUGAGGCGGGCCUUGAUAAAUCUAAAGGACCAAUAGGUACUUUUAUUGUACAGAAAGGCACAUUGAAAAGAGGGGAUGUAGUGGUUUGUGGAGAAGCCUUUGGAAAGGUUCGGGCUUUAUUUGAAGGUGGUGGAAAACAGGUUGAUCAAGUGGGACCGUCUAUACCUGUACAGGUUAUUGGUUUGAGUAAUGUACCAAUUGCUGGUGAUGAAUUUGAGGUUGUUGCCUCCCUUGAUAUUGCACGUGAAAAGGCAGAGGCACGUGCAGAAUUAUUAUGGAAUGAACGUAUAUCUGCUAAGGCUGGGGAUGGGAAGGUGACCCUUUCUUCCUUAGCCUCAGCUGUUUCAGCAGGAAAGCUAUCUGGAUUGGACUUGCACCAGCUGAAUAUAAUAAUGAAAGUCGAUCUUCAGGGAUCUAUGGAAGCUGUCAGGCAAGCCUUACAAGUACUCCCUCGAGAUAAUGUGACUUUGAAGUUCCUCUUGCAAGCAACAGGAGAUGUAAGCAACAGUGAUGUUGAUCUUGCUGUUGUGAGUGAAGCCAUUAUUUUAGGAUUCAAUGUCAAAGCUCCUGGUUCUGUAAAAAGUUAUGCAGAGAAAAAAGGUGUCGAGAUUCGGCUAUAUAGAGUUAUCUAUGAACUAAUUGAUGAAGUGCGGAAUGCUAUGGAAGGACUUCUGGAACUUGUUGAGGAACAAGAACCAAUUGGCUCAACAGUAGUCCGGGCAGUAUUUAGCAGCGGCAGUGGUCGUGUUGCUGGAUGCAUGGUGACAGAAGGCAAAGUAAUAAAAGGCUGUGGCAUCAGGGUUGUCAGAAAUAGAAAAACAGUCCAUGUUGGUGUCCUUGAUUCUUUGAGACGUGUUAAGGAAAUAGUGAAGGAGGUAAAUGCUGGACUAGAGUGUGGUAUUGGGGCAGAAGAUUACGAUGACUGGGAGGAAGGUGAUAUUAUUGAGGCCUUCAACACAGUAGAGAAGAAGCGAACCCUUGAAGAGGCAUCAGCUUCCAUGGCAGCUGCAAUGGAAGAAGUAGGCUUAUAGAGUGGCAUGGAGUUUUAAAGCUGAUAUAUCUGGUUCUCAUGAUGGAACCCAAAGCAACACAGGUUGAAUAAUGGUAGCACUAUCGAAUAUGUUGUCUAACAUUGCUUAGUUCAUGGAGUACAGAUCAGUUGCCCUGCAGAUACAAUUUAUUUCAAGAACAGGCACAGAGGAUCAGAUCGGAGCUUUUAGUGAUUUUGUCCAUUGUUGUCUGCUAUUUUGUUGUAUAUAUUGUAACAGAUACCAGAUUUCAGUUACUUUCUGUAAAGGAGAAAUCAUACCAGUUCCUCAAGAUUCAAUGUUCCAAAACAAUGUAACAUUUCUGAAAGAAAUUAAAUUUUUUUUGAA
This is a messenger RNA of Populus nigra (black poplar), 3754 nucleotides long. RefSeq names its product translation initiation factor IF-2, chloroplastic-like. Gene Ontology annotation, biological process: translational initiation. Gene Ontology annotation, molecular function: translation initiation factor activity; GTP binding; GTPase activity. Lineage: Eukaryota; Viridiplantae; Streptophyta; Magnoliopsida; Malpighiales; Salicaceae. The transcript is spliced from 12 exons. Bases 332 to 3409 code for a protein of 1025 amino acids. The record is from RefSeq and is a predicted model, not a curated record.